AAUGCCGUACAUUGACGCAGUAAAUAAUAUAAUAGAAGCCGCAGAAAGUUUUUGAAGGCGCUAAAACAAUAAAUCCACUAUUUAAUAAACGAAACAAUGAAUUCUGCUACAAAGGUUGGCGAAAUUUUUGCACAAGCAGGUGCUGCUUUCAAUCGGCUCGGUGAAUUGACAAUGCAGCUCCAUCCAACAGCUGACUCACCAGCGGGGAGUAAAUGGUCAGAUGAGGAAAUUGACAUGUUGCGAAACGCGAUCACACAUUUUUGCGAUGAUUUAAAUCAAAUCAGUUUACGAAUCAAAGGGCGGACUGUAUCACAAAUAAAGCAAACAUUAAAGAAAAAAGCAUUUGAAGAGGCCGGCAUUCCAGUAAAACAGAUAACAAUGGUUCAAGCUCAACCGCAUACAUCAACACAAGAUAUUCUGUAUAUUAAAGGUGAAUCACAGGAUUUGUCAGCUAUUCCAUCAACAUCAAAUACAAUCAUGGUAACACAACCGAAACCGCCCGCAGAGCUGAUUAGCACUGAAAUUAAAACUGAAGAAAUUCACAUUCAUGACGAUAUUAAUCUACUGACAAAUCCAGAUGCAGCGCUACUGAGCUCACUUGAAACGCCCACAACGGCUGACGAAUCAUCUGAUUCAAGUGAAAUCAAAAUGGAAGAAAUUACUGGCGCAUAGAAUUUUAAGUCAACUAUUAUUUAUACUGUCGUAUUCAUUUUUUUUUAAUUGCAAUUCUAUUCCACACUCAACCUCAACAUUUCGAAUAUCUAUACAUUUAAUUCUAUAUUUGCCUUGUCAUUUAACGAUAAAAUUUAUCAUACGGUGAAGAUAUAAAUUUUUUGAAAAAAAGGAAUGAAAAAUAAUUAUUUAAGCAACAAAUU
This is a messenger RNA of Contarinia nasturtii (swede midge), 875 nucleotides long. RefSeq lists its product as uncharacterized. The record is from RefSeq and is a predicted model, not a curated record. Gene Ontology annotation, cellular component: MLL1 complex; NURF complex. Lineage: Eukaryota; Metazoa; Arthropoda; Insecta; Diptera; Cecidomyiidae. Bases 97 to 672 code for a protein of 191 amino acids. The transcript is spliced from 5 exons.